AGGCAGAGAGCACUAUAAAUUAAAGACCUCAGCCACUCACUCUACAUAGCUUCCUUGUUCCUGUCCAUUGCUGUCUCUUCAGAACCAGAUUACCUGGAAACCAUCAUGGACUCACCAGGCGCGGCACCCACACAGUUCCUGCUUGAUCUUUUCAAAGAACUGAAUAAAAGAAAUGAUGGCAACGUUUUCUUUUCCCCCGUGGGCAUCUCAACAGCCAUUGGCAUGAUCCUCCUAGGGAGCCAAGGAGUCACUGCCUCUGAGCUACAGAAGGUACUUUACUCUGAACACCGCACAGAAAGCUUCAGGAUUAAGUCUGAAGAAGAAGAGAUUGAGAAGAGAGAAGAAAUACAUCAUCAAUUCCAAAAGCUCUUGAAUGAACUAAGUGAAUUUUCUAAUGACUAUGACCUGACCAUAAGCAACAGGCUAUUUGGAGAAAAAACAUACCUCUUCCUUCAAAAAUACAUAGAUUAUGUUGAAAAAUAUUACCAUGCAUCUCUGGAGCCUGUUGAUUUUGUAAAUGCUGCAGACGAAAGUCGAAAGAAGAUUAAUUCCUGGGUUGAAAGCCAAACAAAUGAAAAAGUCAAGGACCUGUUUCCAGAAGGCUCUUUAAACAGCUCCACCAAGCUGGUGCUAAUAAAUACAGUUUAUUUUAAAGGCCUGUGGGACCGAGAAUUUAAGAAAGAACAUACCAAGGAGGAGGACUUCUGGCUGAAUAAGAACAUAAGUAAACCUGUGCAGAUGAUGGCCCAGUGCAGCUCCUUCAGCUUCACCAACUUAGAGGACCUGCAGGCCAAAAUUGUGGGGAUUCCAUAUAAAAACAAUGAUAUCAGCAUGUUCGUGCUUCUGCCCAAUGACACAGAUGGUCUGGAGAAGAUAAUCAAUAAAAUAUCUCCUGAGAAGUUGGUGGAAUGGACUAGCCCUGGACACCUGGAGCAAAGGAGGGUGGACCUGCGCUUGCCCCGCUUGCAAGUGGAGGAGACCUAUGAUCUGCUACCCGUGCUGGAAGCUGUGGGCAUUCACAGUGCCUUCAGUGAGCAUGCCGACUACUCGGGAAUGUCUGCGCGUUCUGGGCUACACGCCCAGAAUUUCCUGCACAGAUCGUUCCUGGUGGUGACGGAGGAAGGCGUUGAGGCCACUGCAGGCACUGGAGUGGGCUUCAAGGUCUUGUCAGCUGAGAGCUGCGAACUUGUGCACUGUAACCAUCCAUUCUUGUUCUUCAUCAGGCACAGAGAGUCUGACAGCGUUCUGUUUUUCGGCAAGUUUUCUUCUCCCUAAGAUAGUCAAACUGUACCACUAGAGCACCAAGCGGCACUCAGGGUCGACAGACUGUAGGGUUCAUAAAUGCGCUGCAAAGUCCGUCCUUUGCUUGUGCUCGGACCCAGUAUAUUUUCAUAAUUUGUUUGAAAGUGGAUCUCAAUCAUGUGUGCACCACUCAGGAGGCCAGUCAGCUUAAUCUCAGUUCUUACCUUGUUUUCCUUCAAAAAUCCAUCAGUACCAGGAGCAUGCCCUGAGGGAGGAGUGCGUUUUUUGUUUGUUUGUUUUUGUUUGUUUGUUUUGUGUUUUUAAAUGAAGAGUAUGGACUCUACGGAAGACUUUAGGGUUCAUCCACUUCUAUUAUCUUGGCUUUUUGUAAGGCACCAGCAAAAACAACAAUUUACUAGCUAAUGUGUUUCUUUUUUUCCUUUCCUGUUAGGUACUG
Molecule: messenger RNA, 1699 nt
Organism: Mastomys coucha (southern multimammate mouse)
Lineage: Eukaryota; Metazoa; Chordata; Mammalia; Rodentia; Muridae
Gene: Serpinb13
Product: serpin family B member 13
Exons: 8
Coding region: 106-1275 (389 amino acids)
Molecular function (GO): serine-type endopeptidase inhibitor activity
Source: RefSeq, a predicted model, not a curated record